This is a messenger RNA of Neopelma chrysocephalum (saffron-crested tyrant-manakin), 2196 nucleotides long. It is a transcript of the gene PATL2, whose product is annotated as PAT1 homolog 2. The record is from RefSeq and is a predicted model, not a curated record. Bases 47 to 1840 code for a protein of 597 amino acids. Gene Ontology annotation, cellular component: P-body. The transcript is spliced from 17 exons. Gene Ontology annotation, biological process: deadenylation-dependent decapping of nuclear-transcribed mRNA; P-body assembly. NCBI's taxonomy places the organism in Eukaryota, Metazoa, Chordata, Aves, Passeriformes, Pipridae. Gene Ontology annotation, molecular function: RNA binding.
GGAGACUGAAGAGCAGGACCCCAAUGACCUAGGAGACCCGGCAGUGAUGAGAGCCGUGCAGAGCAAACCCACACUGGAGAGCCAGGACUCGGCGGUGCUGGACAGCAGGAUUGGUGCUUGCUGGGCAGAGUUUGACAAGGAGGACAUGCUGACGAUGGAUCCUGGGACGUGGGGCUCCUGCCCUGGCAGUGUCUCACCCCACCAUGUGCUGGAGGAUAAAGCCAUCCUCCAGGUCCUGGAGAGGCCCCCACCAUCCACCAACAUGGCCUUUGACUUUCUUGGCUCCCGUGUGCAGAGGGGCUAUGGGGACUCUCCCCGGCUCAAGCACCCUGACUUGAGACUGAUGUCCCCCAAGUCCUUCCCCCAGCAUUUCAUCCAGCAGCAGGCACCUCUGAUGUCUCCUCGCUCCCCGUGCCCCCCACGGCCCUUCCCGCCAGCUCGCAGGCCCCCUCCACUCUUCACUUCCAACCAGACUGCAGGGUACACGUCUCCAGCCCCUUUCCAGCCCGGGUCCCCCACCAUGGACAGCCCACUGCAGCCCCUGGCCAUGCACUUUGGGCCCAUGUCCCCCUCCUUGGACCCUGCUCUCUUCUUCAGCCCCUCAGCCAACAGCCAGCUGAACCUCAGCAUGCCCAGCCACAUGACGCAGCUGCACCCCCAGCACCAGCGGAUCCUAACACAGCGGCAGCAGCAGGGCAGGCAGGCACAGAGUAUUUCCCCCAAGAAGCCGUGGUCUCCUAAAGUGGACCCUCACGCUGGGCUGAUGACCUCCAAGGAGAAGGACUGGGUCAUCAAAGUGGAGAUGAUCCAGCUGCAGAGCGAGAACAUAGAUGAUGACUACUACUAUCAGUGGUACUACCACCGUCUGGAGCGCAGGCAGGCGGAGGAGGAGCUGUUGGGCGGGCGCAACAAGCUGGACACCCCCAAGCUGGUCACGCCGUUCAUCCAGAAAGUGGAGACCUAUGACUCUGUGGUGCGCAUCGCCGGCUCGCUGGGCCAGGUUGCUGUUUCCACCUGCUACAGCCCUCGCCGGGCCAUUGAUGCUGUGCACCAUGCCCUCGUGGAGGAGGCUGCAGGGAGCCACCGGCUGCGGGCACUGCACAGGAUCGAGAAGCUCUUCCUGCAGCUGCUGGAAGUGGAAGAGGCACAGCAGAAGAUGUCCCUCACCCUGGGGGUGGAGCAGGAGCAGCAGAGCCAAGAAGUGGAGGGUCUCUACCAUGCCUUGAAAAUCAGAGCUUGCAACAGCGAGGAGGAGGCAGAGGAUGAAUUCCUGCAGCUGCUGUGUGUGCGGAAGGGCAAGAAGCUCGUGGCUCGGCUGCUGCCCCACCUGACCCGGGAGCAAGGGGAGAAGAUCCUGCUGACCAUCACUCACCACCUGCCCUUCCUCAUGAAGAAGGAUGUGCUAGAUGAGUCUCUCCCCCUGCUCUACAGCCCAUUGAAUGAGGUGGUGGGCGGGAUGACCUUCAGCAAACUCAUCGAGGUCCUGCAGGAGCUGACGCAUCCUCUGCCUGAGUGCCCUGAGCUCCCCCUCACCAUGGCCUUGAAGAACCAGUUUGGGAUCUCCUUACUCUACUCCCUGCUGAGCCAUGGGGAGAGGCUGCUGUCAUCGGAUGUGCCAUUGGAGCCGCGGAGUGGAGACUUUGAGGCGUGGACAGACACGGUGUACCUGGUGGCCCGGGAGCUGUCGCAGGUGCCCAAGGCCUUGCUGGUGGAGCCUCUUUUCUUGCCCAGCAACCUUCUCUCGCUCUUCUGCCGCUACCUGGACAAGCAGACUGUCCACCACCUGGAAGCCAAGAUGGAGUGCUCCCCGCUGCCAUCGGAGGCUGCCAUGUUAUGCUGAGCCCCAGAAGUCGGGAAGGGGAUCCGGGGCCAGUGGUGCUGGGAACGGGCAGGGCCCAAUGCCAUGACUUUUGAGUUUGGAAGUGAACAUUUAUUUACCCUGGUGCAGGGCACUCUGGGUGAUGUGGGCACUGGCAGGACCAGCUCUGGAGGGCUGAUCCCGCCCUGCCCCUGUGCCUGGGAGCACAGGGAGGGUGUAACUUAUUUUGGCUUCGUACCUGGCAGUGGUGUCGAGUUCGGGGUCUGCACAGGGGCGCUGGGAGCACCUGGGGGGGGUGGAAUUUGUGUAUAGCACUUGAUAUAAAAUAAAAAGGUGAUUAACUAGCUCCUCUGGCUCCUGUGGGCAACUUCUGCUGG